Messenger RNA from Candidula unifasciata, 555 nucleotides. Lineage: Eukaryota; Metazoa; Mollusca; Gastropoda; Stylommatophora; Geomitridae. The record is from the annotation of a GenBank genome assembly.
AUGGGACUUCUCACAAUAUUAAAGAAAAUGAAACAGAAGGAGAAGGAGGUCCGGAUAUUAAUGCUAGGACUGGAUAAUGCAGGCAAAACAACUAUUUUGAAAAAAUUUAAUGGUGAAGAUAUUGACACAAUUUCACCAACCUUGGGGUUCAACAUUAAAACUUUGGAGCAUAGAGGGUUUAAGUUAAACAUCUGGGAUGUUGGAGGACAGAAGUCACUGCGUUCAUACUGGAGAAAUUAUUUUGAGAGUACAGAUGCUUUGAUUUGGGUAGUGGACAGUGCUGACCGCAUGAGAUUGAAUGAUUGUAAGAAGGAGCUGCACAGUCUGCUGGUGGAAGAAAGACUUGCUGGAGCCACUCUUUUAGUUUUUGCUAAUAAACAAGAUCUUCCUGGAUCGUUGCCAGCAAGGGAAAUUAGAGAGGCUUUAGAUCUGGAUUCCAUUAAAACACAUCACUGGCUGAUUCAGGAUUGCAGUGCCGUGACGGGUGAAAAUCUGCUGAAUGGGAUGGAUUGGGUUGUCAGUGAUAUUGCAUCCAGGAUAUUUACAAUGGGUUGA